UCAUCGUCUAAAAUCGCGAUUUGCGAAAGCCCACGAGAGCAAAAUAACAAGAACACAAACUUUUUUAGGGGUUUAAGAAAAGGCGAAUGCCCAAACUGAACCUGUUAGCACAACAAGGAACAAAUUAACAGCAGCAGUCAGUGAAUCUCUGUGUUUGCGAUGGUUUCCCUAUCCACCUGGUUCCGAUACAUAGCCCACAAGCUCGAAUACUCUGCCACUAUCAGCUGGAAGAACUAUAAAAGAGGUCAAAUCACAGACAGAGAACUUGGUGAUGCUGUUUGGAAAAAUUUGUUUCAGGGAAAGUUGACAUACAUGCAUUGGAAUAAAGGAGCAGAGAUGGCCCCUAGUAUAGGGGAGCAAGGGGGAACUCUCCUUGUCAGGAAGUUACCAGCUGCAGACCCAAGGCGUGUUUUUGUUGGGGAUGUAGUGGUCUUGAAGGACCCUGAUAACCCAGAUAAUUAUUUGGUGAGAAGAUUGGCUGCCAUAGAAGGGUAUGAAAUGUUGUCUACGGAUGAGAAAGAUGAUCCUUUUGUCCUUGAAAAAGAUGAAUGCUGGGUUUUGGCUGAUAAUGAAACUUUGAAGGCAAAGGAAGCCAAUGAUAGUCGAAAGUUUGGUCCUGUUUCCAUGACGGACAUAGUUGGUAGAGUCAUAUAUUGCCUACGAACAGCUGUUGAUCAUGGCCCUGUUCAGAAUAGUCAUUUUAGCAUGAGAAAGGAUUCGCCUGUCCUGGAAGUUGAAUUGGAUGUCGAUGAGAUGGCAAAAAACCACAAAUCCUAAAAUGUGUCAUAAACCACUGACGUAUUUGGUUUGUACCUAUUUCCCCCCAAUUUCGUAUUGGAUCAUUUUUCUUCUUUCUUUUCUUCCCCUUGUUUCAAGUACGGGAAAAAAAUAAAGAUGGAAUUUCAAGCUGUUCUUCAGUCAUGGGAUGAUUCAUGGUUGUAAGUUUAUGGUUGUUCAGGUGCGCAGACAGCGCAGUGCGCUUAGUUCAGUAUUGUGUCUUUUUUUCUUGUUGAAGAAUAUGAAGCGGCCUGUACGGAAUUUUGAGUUUAGAAAUGGUAUUUUUAUUCUCUUGCAGCA
Rosa rugosa (rugosa rose) is the source of this 1077-nucleotide messenger RNA. Its product is annotated as mitochondrial ATP-independent inner membrane protease subunit 2-like. The record is from RefSeq and is a predicted model, not a curated record. The transcript is spliced from 5 exons. The coding region runs from base 160 to 777 and encodes 205 amino acids. NCBI's taxonomy places the organism in Eukaryota, Viridiplantae, Streptophyta, Magnoliopsida, Rosales, Rosaceae. Gene Ontology annotation, molecular function: serine-type endopeptidase activity.